AUGGGUAGCGUCAUGAGUAUGGGCAUCCCGGCAGCGGGUGGUGCCAGUGCCAUGAACAGCUAUGUAUCCCGUCUAAGUGAUGAUGAAGUCAAGCGCUUCACGGACGGAUAUUGGCGAAUAUGCCGCGUUGAAGGCGAAUUGACGUCGUCAGGUGCAACUCCUUCGUCUUAUGCGAGCUCUUCUACCACCAUCGGGAGUAGUACCAACUCACCAAUAGCCGUCGGUGCAGUAUCAGAUAAGGCAAGUAAGUCUUUACUUCAUAAAAAUGUGUUCCGAAACAAGGUCCUUGGAGCUUUCACCAUGAUUCCGCACGCGCUCUCUGACCGCUUGUUUCAAGUGCUGGAUACUGAACACUCGGGCGAGUUGAGCCUUGACAAUAUACUUAGUGGUUUGGCUUGGCUCAAGCAUGGUACAUAUGAAGAGCAGGUAGAGCUACUAUAUAUAAUUUACGACCUGGACACAACCGGUGAAGUCUCUCGUGAGAUAUUAGAUAGAUUUAUGGACGUUAUUUACGGCCGCAGACGAGCAAGACACACCACUACGGUAGCAUUUUUGGAUAAAAUCUUUUACGGUCGAUCUGUUCUCAGCUUGCAAGAGUUCAAAAAGGUCGUGCGACUGAAAGAUGAGCGCGGAGAUGUACUAUUAGUCAAAUGGCUAGCAGUACUAGCGGCAAAAAUCGGCGCUGACGAAGAUCCGCAAAUUUUAGCUUUGGAAAAAACGUACAACCCAGUAGCUAUUCGUCGACGCAUCACACAAGCGACGUCAUUCUCUUUGGCAGAGGUCACGGCGCUGGAAAGGCAGUUUCAGAAGAUGUUUGAGCUUAAAGGAGGAGCAAGCACUAGAACACCGAGCGCACGAUUCGUCCACUUGCUAAGUGCAAAGGGAUUUAUCCCAGAGAUGCUUUUAAGCAGAGAAAACUCAAAGGAGAACAAGAUCUGUCACAUUUUUCGGAUUUUAGCUGAUCGAAGUACGACUAUGACCUUAGAUUUGUCAACAAUGACGAACUUUAUUCAUGUUGCCGCUUAUUGCAACACAAUUGACAGCAAAGAGGAUGCAGAACGAGAGAAAAUCCGAGAUAUCGAAGAGAUGUUGGCAACGCAGACUGCCGAAAUAGGGUGGGAUAUAACAAGAUUUACUCAAUGGGCGACCAGAUCGGUAGUUGUGGAGCGUUUGCUUCAACAACUAGCUUUUGCAGCAUGCAUUCUGUUUGGAUUGAAACCUGAGUCAGCUUACCUUGAAAAAAGAAUUGUGGAUGAGCACUGGCGUGAAGCUGCUCGUGUUAUGGGUGUUGGACAAACUUGGAACCUAGUGGGGGCUGAAUGGUGGCGAAAAUGGUGCGAUUAUGUAGGCAUGGAUCUAAAAAACGGAAGUCCAUAUGGAUCAUUGCCUGUGCCUCAAAUUCCUCCGAACACAUUGGUUGAAUCAGCAAAAAAUAUUCGAGGGAACGUAGCCUUACGCACCUCCACCUUUAGCAGUGGUACAAGCGGCAGCAAAGUUUUUCGACCUGGACCGAUUGCCAAUUGGAGUCUUCUGAUGCAAAGUGGAAGCAGGAGGCUCAAAGAGAAGCUAGUACUGGCUAGAGAUUUCUAUAUGAUUCCGUCGCAUGUGUACUCCGUUUUGCUCACAUGGUAUAGUGGAGGACCCGACUUGGUACGCCAUAUUAUCGAGGUUCAAAACAAAUCAGAAACAGAGCUUCAAAUUGAAUUAUUUCCAUUAAUAUUACGAGUUGCGCGCGUGGAUCCUUCGAAUGGUAGUGUAAUUCGAUCUGGCGAAGAAGUUUUGCUCAGUCGAUUAAGUACGCCAGCUAGUCUACUCGAGGCUACCUGUCGUGUUCUGCUGUUGCUGAAAUUGAUGGACAAAGCUCGAUUGUGGUACUUUGAUGAGAAGACGCCUGAUCACAAAAUUUAUCUAGGUGAUGAGUAUCCGGAUGAACUUAUAAAGCUGACGCAAGACAGCGUAUUCUUGCUUGAAGCUCAAGAUGAUGAUGGUUCGUGGCCGCUUUCACAAAGUGUUAGUACGACCAUUUCUACACCAUCAAGGACCAGCAAUCAUCAGUCUAGUGAAGGAAAUGAUCGAAUUUGCGACAGUGAGCCUGGCAAGCCUGGCGCUACACCGAAAAAACAACAACGCGAACAACGCUCGUCUAUGCGUACGUCUGACAUAUGUUCCAGAGGGAAUCUUGGCGAAGCGUUAGGGCAACGAGGACCUGGAAGUGAAACUGGAUCUCCAACAAUAGAAGUAGAUCCUGUGCUUGCGUCUCCCGUUGUCAAAAAACGCUUUUCCAAGGACGCAUUUACAGGACCAGGCUUAGUAGGACUCGACAAUCUUGGUAACACGUGCUACAUGAGUAGUGCGCUGCAGUGUUUGAGCCAUACACGAUUGUUAGUAGAAUAUUUCAAAAACGAAGCCUAUCUCAAAGAUAUUAAUUUACGAAAUCGGGAUGGCACCAACGGAAAGCUAACUGCGGCCUUUGGCGAACUAUUGCGAGUUCUUUGGACUUCUGAUCGUAAACGGUUUGCUCCAAACGAGUUCAAAAAGGUUCUCGCGAAGUGUAACCCACAGUUUGCUGGGUCUGACCAACAUGACGCGCAGGAGCUACUUGCUUGCUUACUCAGUAGUCUCAGCGAAGAUUUAAAUCGCGUCGUAAAGAAACCGUACACAGAGCAACCUGAUAGCGAUGGACGACCUGACGCUUUGGUAGCUGAGGAAUGGUGGCAAAAUCAUCAAAAACGGGAAUUUUCUGUAAUCGUUGCGCUGUUCACUGGUCAAUAUAAGAGCCUGUUGGAAUGCUCGAUAUGCCGGUAUGAAUCAGCACGCUUCGAGCCUUUCACCUUUUUACAGCUGUCACUACCUGAAAGCAACUCACGAUCUAUUGUGCUAACAAUAAUCUUUUGCACCGAUCGCGUUCCUUUGCGCUUUUCAGUGCGAGUACGAAAUAAUGAUAAUGUGAAGAUUGUGAAAGAGCAGGUGGCACUUUUUUUGAAAAAGGCAGAAAGUGAGGGGUUGGAGAAGGAUGAAGCAAAAAGUGCAUACAAGUUAUUGGACGCAGAUGACCUAAAUAGAGUGGUGCUUGCGCGAAUUUCCAAUUCUCACACUGUCGAAAUGGUUCUGGACGACAAAGUACCACUGACACAUAUUCAUGAAAAGGAUCAGCUUACAGCUUUUCAGCUGGACCUUGAAAAAGACAUAUUAUCUCCACCACUAAGAUCACUAGUGCAAGCAUGUCUACCUGAUCAGCUGCACGACACAGUGACCCAAGAAGAAAAAAGCACAUGUGUUGUGAAGGGGAAGCAAUUUACAGAGGGUGGGACUUUGGAGCAAGCCAAUUGUGCAUUAGUAGAUAGCACGAUUUUGGCUGAUCAUAAUGAAAGUGAAAAAGACUCACCAUUGUCUCUGCCCGCAGAAGGUGGUUAUUUCAACGAUAAUGAAGAGGAAGACAAAGUCUUUCCUAUAGGAACUUCUGUCUUUGUUCGUAUUGAAAAAGCGAAAGAUGCUGUCACUGCUCGUGUGAUCGGAAGUAGCGCAAGUUCGGCUACUGUGAACGUGGCGUACCCUUCCGGGAUCCGUCAGUACCAAAUACCAUUAUCAAAAGUAGUUGAGCGCCAACAAAGUGAGGCAUUCGUCUUUCUAGUGCACCGGCGAGUGGAACGAUCAACAGACAGCUUUACUAACGCACACAUCACACGAUUGUUUGGCGCCCCAUUACUGAUUCGUGUAUCACUACGCGCCACCCACCUGCUCCAUCUGAUUUUGACGGUAAGCAUUUAA
Messenger RNA from Plasmopara halstedii, 3768 nucleotides. RefSeq names its product ubiquitin-specific protease 9 isoform 1. NCBI's taxonomy places the organism in Eukaryota, Oomycota, Peronosporomycetes, Peronosporales, Peronosporaceae. Gene Ontology annotation, molecular function: cysteine-type deubiquitinase activity. The record is from RefSeq and is a predicted model, not a curated record. The transcript has 7 exons. Gene Ontology annotation, biological process: protein deubiquitination. Bases 1 to 3768 code for a protein of 1255 amino acids.